AUGGUGCUCUCUUCGUUUUCCGUCUACUGGGUGCCUCCCUUAUCCACUCGCCUCCGCCUCGGCCGCACAUACUUCAAGAGCCUCGCGCCCAAUGUCGUCCGGGUCAGCAGGCAUCGCAUCAUCAAAGGCCCUUACUACCUAUGCGAGCUGGAGGCACUCCUGCACAUGGAGCUUGUGGAGGGCGUCAGCCUGGCCGGGCUAUGGUUCAAGACGGGCCUAGUAGACGACGUCAAAACGACGGUCAUGGCCGACCUACACGGCACGGUUGCUCAGAUCCGCAGCCUCCCUCCGCCAGCACAACAGUCCAUUGUGGCAUCGGCAUCGGCAUCUACAAAGGAGGGCUUGUCGGAUGGCCGCAUCGGACCGGAGACCGCUGGGCCCUUUGCAAGCCACGACGCAUUUCACACGUUUCUACGCGGUGGUAUUCCUAGUUGUCCAUCCUCGGUAAAGGAGAAACGAAUGAAUUGUGAUGAAUGA
Messenger RNA from Sporothrix brasiliensis 5110, 477 nucleotides. RefSeq lists its product as uncharacterized. The record is from RefSeq and is a predicted model, not a curated record. Lineage: Eukaryota; Fungi; Ascomycota; Sordariomycetes; Ophiostomatales; Ophiostomataceae. Bases 1 to 477 code for a protein of 158 amino acids. The transcript is spliced from 2 exons.